This is a messenger RNA of Rana temporaria (common frog), 1436 nucleotides long. RefSeq names its product protein-glutamine gamma-glutamyltransferase E-like. The coding region runs from base 170 to 883 and encodes 237 amino acids. The transcript has 5 exons. NCBI's taxonomy places the organism in Eukaryota, Metazoa, Chordata, Amphibia, Anura, Ranidae. Gene Ontology annotation, biological process: peptide cross-linking. The record is from RefSeq and is a predicted model, not a curated record. Gene Ontology annotation, molecular function: protein-glutamine gamma-glutamyltransferase activity.
AACGUUAUUAUAAAUUUGUUACUGAUUGAGAUGAGGACACCUAUGAAGACAAAGGUUUGAGUCAGCUAGUGCUUCACACUUGGAUCUGUCACCAGUUUCCAAAACACGUCUACAGGGUUAUGCUGGAUAAAUAAGAGUUUACACCUUGAAGCAGAACUAUAAGGUAAUCAUGGCAGAAAUGAUAACUCCGACAUCUCGUUGCAUUGAAGAAGAAAUAUCGGGGAAUAUUACAGUGGUUGGUAAACAAGCUAUUGGUGAAGAUGUCACUCUUAAUCUAGUGAUCAGAAACAUGACAACCAAGUCCAAGGUUAUUACUGCUGACAUCAAGGUAUAUUCAAUCCUGUACACAAGGAAGGAGAUCAAUGAACUACACAAGGAGACCAGAAAUAUAAAACUCAGAGGUUGUGAAGAGAGAGAAGAACCAUUGACCAUAACCUACGCUCAGUAUGAUGGCCUCCUAACUGCAGAUAAUGCCAUAGAGGUGACAUUUGUCUGCUCCUAUGAACCAGUCGUAGGGACACUCAUUAUCCAAACCAACAUUGUGCUGGAUAACCCAAAAUUCGAAAUUAAGAUAAAAGAACCAGUCCAUAUGAAUAAGCCUGUUAAUGCUGAAGUCGUAUUCACCAACCCCCUGAACCAAGUUGUAUCUGAUAUUGUGGUGACAGCAGAAGGCAGUGGUCUUCUUCGAGAUCCAAUCACAGUCAAAGGGGGCUCAGUGAAACCCAACGAGACCAUAAAGAUUCCUCUAACAAUAACCCCAUAUAAAUUUGGUUCAAAACAUUUGUUAGUCGAUUUAAACAGUGACAAGUUCAAGAAUGCGAAAGGAUUUAUAGAAGUGGAAGUCCAUAAGCCAGCAGAAAAAAAUUCAGCAUCAUCAAUCUGACAUUUUGCGAUUAUUUACCAUUUAGAUUCUAUAAGUAUUGUAUUUCAGUGUACCCAGCACGUAAUGUUGGAGAUACCCCUUCAAGCAGUUCUUAGUCUGGCUUAUCGGGGUACUCUUGUGUUGCUUGAUUAGAGUACAGUUCCCAGAAUGCCAUGCAGCACACCUUGGCUCUGUCCAUGCCCCAGCUGCUGUAGACACGUUUUAUUCCCUGCCCAGUGGAUCAUCUUAUUUAUAUAAAUGAAAUCACAUACAGCCAGGGCUUUUUUUCUCAGAGAAUAGGUGCAGGAACUCCUCCCUUCCAAGUCACCCUUGACUUCACCCCCUACCCACCUCUGAGCACCGUUCCUUGUUCCACCCCUUAUCCACCUCCGAGUACCACUCCUUUUAGAGAAUGCAGAAACAAGUAUCAUUUUGUGGUGUAUUUUGUAUAGAAUUUGUUAAUGAUAAGAAAGGAAGUAAAAUAGCAACAAUAGCUUCCCCAGUAGCCAGCAUUAAUAGACCCUCCAGCAGCCAGCAGAUUCCUCCAAGCAACUAUUGACCCCCUGCAACAUAA